AUUUGGUGAAUAGCUAGAUAUGACGCCGCAAAAUUGCAUUCCAUUUUGGUGAGAAGACACACACACACACACACAUAUAUAUGUAAUGAUGGAGAGCUCAUUAGGAGUGAGGAAAGGUGCUUGGAGUGAAGAAGAAGAUCUCCUCCUCCGGAAGUGCGUCAACAAAUAUGGAGAAGGAAAUUGGCACCAAGUUCCCGCCAGAGCAGGCUUGAAUAGGUGCAGGAAGAGUUGCAGACUGAGGUGGCUGAACUAUCUGAAGCCAAACAUAAAGAGGGGAGAGUUUGAAGAGGAUGAGAUUGAUUUGAUCCUUCGCCUCCACAAGCUUCUCGGAAACAGGUGGUCGCUGAUUGCGGCACGACUACCGGGAAGAACAGCAAAUGACUUGAAGAAUUUCUGGAACACUCAUGUGGUGAAGAAGGGUAAUGCCUCUCGCAAGGACUUGAGCCAUCAUCAGAAGCAUAAGCCUCAGAAUCCAGUCAAAGUCAACGUCAUCAAGCCUCGUCCACGGACCUUCAAGACUGCUGCGCGAAUAAGGCCCGAGGGAGAAGCCACGACAUUAAUGGCCUCCCCACCCGGUUGGGCCGGCGUUCUACAUGGAGACGAGCACUUAAGCUCGAAGCCACCUGCACCGCCACAUCAAUCGCAGCCUGCUUCCCUGGAGAAUGAGGUGACCUGGUGGGAAAGCCUGUUCCCAUUGUCAGACAAGUCCUCCGAUGAAGAGGGCAGCCGCGGCAUGGACACGACAUCACACUCGUUGAACACAAACUCAAAUAGCUGCAGCCUGUUGUGUGGACACUUAUGGUCUCGGGAAAUGGUAGAUGACUAUCAGCAGCAGCACGAAAACGGUUGGAAUAACGAAUUUUUCGAUGACAUGGCGCUCAGCUGGUGGGAAGUUCCAGGUGUCAGUAACCAAAUAAUUGUCUAGUAAUUACAAGCUUAAAUUUUAUUUAUAUAUAUAUUAUUGGGGUAUUUACCUAAAAUGGCCCAUGGUUUGCCCGUUUUGUCAAAUCUAUCCUAUGUUUUUUUUUGUCAAAUCUAUCAUAUGGUUUACUUUUUGCAU
This is a messenger RNA of Punica granatum (pomegranate), 1060 nucleotides long. The record is from RefSeq and is a predicted model, not a curated record. Lineage: Eukaryota; Viridiplantae; Streptophyta; Magnoliopsida; Myrtales; Lythraceae.